AUGUAUACCUCAACUAUUUCUGACCAAACUGAUCGCACCGGAACCGCCCCAGCCCUCCGCUACGACAGCGUCGGCCACGAUGAAUGUUUAAGUGACUCAAGCAGUUGUACUGAUAAUAGAUCCGACUUAGGGUCAGAUGAUUAUAAUGACUAUGAGUCUAAUUAUGAGUCGGAUAAUGAAGAAGCUACCUGUGCCUCAACCAGCAUUACCAAGACUCCAUCAAUUCAGCUACUAAAUGUACAAGAGCAAAAGACUAAUGCAACAUACACUUUAAGACAAGAAAAGUUUAAUAAUGACUUCACUCCCAAGGACUUGCUAAAUAUCAUUCGAGAAAUUUUCCUAUCACCACCUAGAGAUAUGUCAGAUGAAAAGGGGUCAUUGGAAUAUCUCCCAAUCUAUUCAUUUCUCUUUCCGAAUGAAAAAGGGUCUAGCUUAUAUAAUGCUUAUGACCGGGAUGAGGUGAGAGAUAAAUUGGUUAUAAAAAUCGAUCAAGACGAUCAAGCCCCAAAGUUUUCCGUUGCAGAUGACAUUUCCGAAGUAUAUGGUCUGCCCGGGAUUCACGAAUGUAUUAAUGGUCAAAAGCCUUUAAGAGCUGUGAUUGAUAUCGAUGCAUCGAAAGAAGAUAUGGAAACAGCUAGUGUUAAGGGGCAAGAAGUAUUCAUUCGAAUCUGUUGCUCUUUCAUAAGAGCUUUGUACCGAAUUCUUGACUGUAGUUGGGAAGAUAUUCUUAAAGGGUUAAUAGUUACUAUAUCAACGGAUCCUAGCAAAUGUAGUUAUAAUAUUUUAUAUGCACCGGCUCUCCUUAUCGAUCAUCAUGAACUCAAAGCAUUUACUGAAUUAGUAUAUACCAUAACCGGUGAAAAAUUUGGCAAGUUCAUUGAUCGGAAAUUGCCUGGUCACAACUUCAACCUUCGCCUAAUUGUUUCGGUAAAAAAAGGUCGUGUGAAGCGCAUCUUUAAGUUUUCACUAGAUAAUGGCUGGAAUGAACUUGAUCAUGCUAGGGUUCAACCACCUUCUAGUUUGGGACUUGAAGUAAGACCUAGAAUGCUUAGCAUAGAAAAAAAUAACAAUCCGCUAAGAAUAUCCGUGGGUCAGGAUAUAUUACGAAAAUACGCAGAACUAGUUUUACAAAAACAUUCUAGCUAUCUUAGGGAUUGGACUAUCGAAGAAAAAGACUCAGAAAACUUCGUAUAUUUUAACCGGAAAGCUCCACUAGGAUGUCCACUCUGCAAACGUAUACAUGACAAGGAUCAGCGGUGGUUUGGCCGUGUAUGCACUAGCAGUGGGAGGUUCAUCGUAAAAUGUUUUCGGCAGAAUAGUGACGAGCGGGGGGUAGUUUUUGAAUGCGACCCAUCUAUUGCAGAAAAAAUUCAGCAAGAAAAUAAAAAUUCACCGCAAGUCUCUCACAAGGUAAGAGGCCCUGGCUUCCCUAAAGCCUUCGUAAAAAUGCCACCCUGGGUUAAGUAUAAUGAAACCCUUACAGCGACAGAAAUAUAUGAGGAGAGAUAUGUAAGACCAUUACCCAAUGAAGGCGAUAUCUAUGUUGGAUCACCUUGGGAGACAGGAAAAACAUAUGUUCUAGAGCAUCUUACUAUAUCCGAUGACGUGAAUUUGCUAGUAUUAUCCACGCGCCACUCUUACUCGAAUGCUGUUACUACAAGACUCAAUCUCAAAUCAUAUUGUGAUAUUGAUGGUAAUAUAAAUCUACCUGAUCAUAAUAGGGUAGUAUGCCAGAUAGAAAGCUUACAUCGGAUUACUAAUAAUUGUAAAUGUAAUAAAAAAUGCAAAUGUCUUCCAAUCCAAUAUGACUUGUGGCUUGAUGAAAUAGUGUCUAUAAUUGCUCAAGCACAAAGUCAUCUGGCGGGUCAAUCGAUAGAAAAGUUAUAUAAAUUGAUCCAAGAGGCUAGACGCAUUAUUGUAAUGGAUAAUGACCUAACUGACCUCAACAUUGAAUGGAUUAAGGCCCUUCGUAAGGGCAUACCUCUCUCUAUUAUCCACAAUACUUAUCAGCCUCAGAAAGGUAAGACAUUCCGUCUAGUCCCUAAUAAAGAAACAGUAUUAACUGAACUUUGGGACUGGGCCAAGAAUACGUCUUCAUUACCUUUUGAGAAUAGAACAAGUGCGUCACUUAUUUGCCAUCUUAGAAAAGACAUGCAAGGAAUUGUUCGCACCCUUGAGACUGAUUUUCCAGAAUUACAGAUCAAGGAAUACCACGGCAAGUCUGAUCCAGUGGAAAAGGCUCAUGACUUCAGCAACGUAGAAGAAUCAUGGAAAGACGUAGACCUAGUUGCCUAUACUAGCACUUUAAAAAUAGGAGUAUCCUGCACUAAUCCUAAGUUUGAGCGAGCAUUCUGUCUUUUUAAUAGUUACAUAGAAACAAAUUCUGGAACGAAUCAGAUGUUAUUCCGCAUGCGUUGCAUUAAAGAUUAUAUAUGCCAUAUUGAGCAGAGAUCUUCUAAUGUUCCAGUCACAGAGAAAGGAUUAUUCCAAUGGUUGUUGAAUGCUAAACGCGAAUGUCUCCCCCGGGAACUUCAGAAUAGAGGAAUAUUUCCAGAUAUAGAUUCUAUCAUCCGGAAUAAGGAUGUACCGACUGUUCGAUUAGAAGCGGGUAUGAUAAUUUCCAUCAUAGAUCCCAUUCCUAAGUCUGAAGAAAAUGUUGUAUCAUUAUCUCAAGCCGUGAAGGCGAAUUCCUCUAUCGUUAAAGCAGAGGAGAUAUCAGAUGUAUCCAAUGCUACUAUUGUCGAUCGUGAGACUGCCGAAUUUCUAGAGAACAAGUCAAGAAAAACUUUAGAAGAAAUGCGAUCUCUAGAUCGGCAUCAUAUUGUGGAAUGUUAUGAGAUUUUGCCUGAAUCAUUGACUGAGAAUUUCAUCUCCAAGUAUGGGAAUUACAAUCACAUGAAAUGGUUUAGGGCUUAUAAGCAAUUACGAGAUGCUGGUACUAACAAUGAAACGGCCGUUGAGGCUAUAUCCUGUAAAGAUUACAGAGAUGAUAGGCUCACAACUGCAACCCGGGCUGAUAAGCAUCGAAUUUGUCUGGAGUUGCUAAGAAAUUGUACACCCGUUAAAGAUAUUGACGAUAGGACACGUUAUAAAGCUAAUGAUGUUAAAACACGCAUGGAAUCUCCUGAUUCGAUAUCAUAUCUCCAGGAUUUAGUCUUUAAAAUGGCUCGAGUUUUUGAUAAUACAGAUGCAUUGCGCAGUGCUAAAAAAUUGGGAUUAAAAACAGUUCGAGCAAAACUUGGUUUAUUAAAUGCAUCACUUUACGCAACUUAUGGAUUAAAAUUUAAGGCUAUAGAUAAGAAUCUCAAAUAUUACCAUCUGGUUGGGUCAUUUGAUAGCAAAGAUGCUCCUGAGUUACCUUCAUACCAAACAGGAAGGGAAAUUUAUUGGGAAAAUGGGAAAGAUACUCGAUAUGGGUAUAGUAAACUCCCACCCGAUGAAUUAUUGAUGGAAAAUCUUUUGGAAAAUAAGCAGACUAAAGAUAGUUCCAGUUCUAAUGUGAACAAUAUGUCAAUUGCGAAUGAUAUUCAAGACUUAUUUGAUAUUGCGUAA
Messenger RNA from Rhizophagus irregularis DAOM 181602=DAOM 197198, 3552 nucleotides. NCBI's taxonomy places the organism in Eukaryota, Fungi, Glomeromycota, Glomeromycetes, Glomerales, Glomeraceae. The record is from RefSeq and is a predicted model, not a curated record.